CAGCUGUGAUGUCAAACAAUUAGGGGUGUCAAGGAUCUGAGCUCCACGUUUUCCCCAUAGCAGACAGAGCUGCCCGUGAGGCUGAACGCAUCUGACUCAUCCGGACGAGACAAGGUUCUUUAACGAUGAUGGAGCAAGCUUCUUACUAUUACAGCAAUAUCACUGGUCUAAACAAUGACUCCUUGUAUGACGACGACGAGUACUACAGGGAUGAUCACGAUCACAGCAGCAAAGACGAGCACUCUGAGCUGAGGCAGUCCCUCACCAUAAUGUCCCUCAUCGUCUACUCGCUGGCCUUUGUCUUGGGCGUGCUUGGGAAUGGAGUGGUUAUCUGGGUGACUGGCUUCAAGAUGAAAAAAACGGUCAACACGAUUUGGUUCCUCAACUUGGCCAUUGCUGACUUCCUCUUCACGGCCUUCUUACCGCUCAGUGUGACAUAUACAGCUAUGGACUUCCACUGGCCAUUUGGCAAGUUCAUGUGCAAGCUAAACACCACCAUCAGCUUCCUGAACAUGUUUGCCAGCGUCUACAUUCUGGUGGUGAUCAGCGUCGACAGAUGCGUGUCCGUUGUCUGGCCUGUCUGGGCGCAGAAUCACAGGAAUUUGCGUAAGGCUUCAUGCAUCAGUCUGUGCGUUUGGGCAUUGGCUUUGAUCCUCAGCGCUCCGUACUUUGUCUUCAGGGAUACCGGCCCGUCGUACGAGAAUGAGAACAUCAUCAACUGCUUCAACAAUUUUGCUAUGUCUGAGGACAGUGAAAACCAAUCUGUCCUCAAGCUGCAACUUUUCCGCCACAAGGCCAUGGUGAUCACUCGCUUCCUCCUGGGCUUCGUCAUCCCCUUCAGUGUCAUCGUCUCCUGCUAUGCCGUCAUAAUCCACCGCCUUAGGCGAAACCGUACGCUGGCCAACCAGUCCAGCCGCUCUUUCAAGAUAAUUGCCGCCAUUAUUGUCACAUUUUUCCUUUGCUGGGCUCCCUUUCACGUCAUGGGUCUGUUGGAGAUGGUAAGCAACAUGGGAAAUCACUCAAAUGAGAUGUUGCUCCACAUCAUCAUAAUCGGAGUCCCGAUCGCCACAAGCCUGGCCUUUCUCAACAGCUGCCUGAACCCACUGCUGUACGUGUUCAUGGGCCAGGACUUUAAGGAUAAAGUUCGCAAAUCCAUCCUGAAGGUCCUGGAGAAUGCCUUCCAGGAGGAGGUGUCCCGCUCUUACACCUACACAAACUCAAUGAUCACCAUUCGAAGCAAAGACAAAUCACUCUCUGACGCCGAGGUGUGAGACUGUCAUGGACACUUUAGCUGUACAAUGUAAAUGCUACUGUAAAUAUAAAAUCAUUUUUAUCUACUAACCAUGUAUUCUACUGUGCUUUGAAUGCUUAGUUUUGCCUCAAGAUAUAAUCGACAAUCACUUUUUAGUUUUGGUUUUGAGCUACAAAACAUGAAUUCCAACUACAUUGGCCAAAUAAUGCAACCUUCUGCCAAGUCAAAGAGAAACUGGGUUGCAGCAAGUUAUUUCACCAGCUUCCUUUUCUAUUUUAACUUGGAAACCAGAAACUUUGAACUUGACACAUGAUACCGUCCAAGGUGGUCAUCUGUGGGUUUUCACCACCUGUGAACUAGAACAAAGUGUGCAGUUUCAUUAUGUCUUUAUCACAUCUUGGGUCAACAACAAAUAGUUUCAUCUGACAGCUGCUGUCCUUCAUUUUUGUCACCUGACAUUAAUACCUUCUUAGGCACUGAUUGCUGUCUGCUGCAUGCUUCAAUAAAUAUUUCAUUGCCUUUUCUAUCAAGCAUGAAAGAAAUGUGACAUUGAUAAAUGAUGCUUAAAAUUCCAGCUGCAUUAUAAUUAUAUUUGCCCCAAUUUCUAUGCAUUUUAUCCUAACGACUAUAAACUACUAACUGAAGGUGGAGGAGCUGGAAAAGGCAUAAAAAUCCUCUGGAUUUUAUUCAACUUAGAAAAUGUGCCUCUUUUUCCCCUAUAUUGAUGAUUAUGUGAUUAUGAUUAUGCUACGGUAUGUAAUAUGUUAAACAUCAAGUUUGACUUGUAUUUCAACAUAGUCAUUUUUAUACUUUUUUCCGCACUUGUUUUAGUUGUACUGAUAGCCUGAUAUGAGUGGUGAUGAUUCAGCACGUACAGUGGAAAAAUUAUUAUUUUUAAGUUGUAACUAAAACCGAUCUGCAUAUCUGUUAAUGACGUAACACAAUUUAUCAUGAGGCAGCUUAUCGCACAUCAAACGUCAAUGCUUUUAAACGCCACUAGAGGGUGCUGUUUUAUUUUAUUUUAUUUUUUAAAUCAGCAAGUCAUCGAAGGAGUCUAUGGGCGACCUUUUCUCAUUCAAACAUUAAAACCAGCAGUUAUUGACAUUUUGUCUGUCACAAAUAAAAGAAGACACCUCAAUUUGUAUGUUGUAGCUGUUCUAAAUGUAGGCUAACAAGACAUUGCUAGUUAUUUUUGAAUGUGUGACAUUACAAACAGUGCAAGUCUAAAAAAUUGUUUCCAAGUUCUUCUAUAUUAUUCCUGCUUCUUAGAAUAUGUUGUUUAUUUUUACAAUAAACCAAUAUUGUUGUACAAAUUUUCUAUUUUUAAAUGGCUUACAUUUUAUCUUUUUUCUUUCUUUCUGAAAGUCAGCUAAAAACUAUUAUUGCUUUAUAGAAGUGGAAUCUAAGAUAACUUAACAAUAAGUCAGUCAAUCAAACACUAAUAAAAUCAAUCUUUAGGGAAUUUUAAUGUGAUUUUAUAGCUAGUCGUUCCAUUGUCUAUAUCCUCUUGUCUGUGCAGAGUACCAGACCGGUGCCUGUCUCCAGCAGGCAUUGGGCGAGAGGUGUGAUACACCCUGGACAUUUUGACAGUUCAUCACAGAGCAACCAUGCACACACAAAUUAACAACAACCUAAUAGUCAUGGUUUAACUGUGGAAGGAAGCUGGAGUCGGAGACAACUCACACAUUCACAGGGAAAAGGUAAAACAUGUCCAAGGAUAUUUCUGCUGGAAGGCAUCAUUGCUACCCUUAAACAAGCAAAAAA
Molecule: messenger RNA, 3016 nt
Organism: Poecilia latipinna (sailfin molly)
Lineage: Eukaryota; Metazoa; Chordata; Actinopteri; Cyprinodontiformes; Poeciliidae
Gene: fpr1
Product: formyl peptide receptor 1
Exons: 2
Coding region: 126-1271 (381 amino acids)
Biological process (GO): inflammatory response; phospholipase C-activating G protein-coupled receptor signaling pathway; positive regulation of cytosolic calcium ion concentration
Cellular component (GO): plasma membrane
Molecular function (GO): complement receptor activity; G protein-coupled receptor activity
Source: RefSeq, a predicted model, not a curated record